Messenger RNA from Capsella rubella, 887 nucleotides. RefSeq lists its product as uncharacterized. The coding region runs from base 202 to 813 and encodes 203 amino acids. NCBI's taxonomy places the organism in Eukaryota, Viridiplantae, Streptophyta, Magnoliopsida, Brassicales, Brassicaceae. The transcript has 5 exons. The record is from RefSeq and is a predicted model, not a curated record.
CAACUCUUCGGCUCAGCCAUUUUCACAUUUGUCUCUCUUCUCCUACUCUCUCUUCUCUCCUUUUUCUUUGCUCCACUAAAAAAAUAAAAUCAAGUGUUUACUCGGAGCCAGAAGAGAAGAUGGAGAGAAACUAAGAUUUGAUAACUACAAAUCUUGUUACUGAUCAAGAAUCUCAAUUACAGUUUCAGUUUCUUCUUUAACAUGGCAUCAAUAGCAGGAGGAUCAUUUAGAGUCCCUAGCACUCGUAUCUCUAUAACCACUCCAACUCUAUCUUCCUCUUCUUUGUUUCCACCACUAACAUUGCAAUCAAGUAAUAAAAAAGACAACCAAUUGCUGCGGUGUGCCGUCCAAGAAUCAUCCACUACUUCUGCUGUUGCUACUGAAAAGAAAGAUAAAGAAAAAGAAGAGUCAUCAACAGCGGCGGUUCCAGCGAAGAAACCUAAACCCGCAGCUGCGAAAGCCGCUGCAGUGGCGAAACCGCUGAAACAGAUGAUGGAAGAAGACGUGAUUCCUCCUUUGCUAGCCAUUCUUGAAGCUCAAGAUGAUAUCUCUGAGAUAGAUUUAUCUUUCCAAGAAGAUAACAAGCUUGAAGGUUUUUUCUUGAAGAAAGGUAUUCCAUAUUCCUUUUGGGCCUUCUUCCCCACUGGAAACCUCACAGGAGCAAAAGGAUUUUCAAUCUCCUCGCACGGGUCAGGUCCGAGCACCGUGGAACCUUUUCUAGUCGACGAGAGGAAACCAACUGCGAACCACGUCGUCUUUUGGGUCGAGAAACGCCUCGCUGCACAAGGGAUUAUUCCCGUUUGGAACCAAUGAUGUCUUUUAUUCACUUGUAACCAUUACAUUGCAAAUAUUUUGUAUACCAAAAAAUAUGAUGAAAUCAUUAGAUC